Condylura cristata (star-nosed mole) is the source of this 1694-nucleotide messenger RNA. It is a transcript of the gene BPIFC, whose product is annotated as BPI fold containing family C. The record is from RefSeq and is a predicted model, not a curated record. The transcript has 16 exons. Bases 20 to 1543 code for a protein of 507 amino acids. Gene Ontology annotation, molecular function: lipid binding. Lineage: Eukaryota; Metazoa; Chordata; Mammalia; Eulipotyphla; Talpidae.
UCCUCCACAAGCAAGUUUGAUGUGUACAAGGACAGCCCAGGUGCUCUGGGGAUGUUUUCUCCUGUGGAAUCUCUGCAUCUCAGCCUCUCAGGCCAUUCACCCUGGAAUCAAGGCGAGGGCUACUCAGCGGGCUCUGGACUAUGGCGUCCAGGUUGGAAUGGAAAUGAUCGAGCAGAUGGUGAAAGAAAAAGACAUCCCAGAUUUGGAAGGGUCUGAAUCCCUUGAAUUUCUGAACGUUGACUAUGUGAACUACAACUUUUCCAACAUAAAAAUCAAUGCCUUUUCAUUUCCAAACACCUCGUUAGCCUUUGUGCCCGGCGUGGGCAUCAAGGCGCUGACCAACCACGGCACGGCCAAUAUCAGCACAGACUGGGAUGUCAAGUCGCCCCUUUUCCAAGACUCCGGGGGAGCCAAUCUGUUUCUCUCCGGGGUCUACUUCACAGGUAUCGUGAUCUUGGCCAGAAAUGACUUUGGCCACCCAAUCCUUAAGCUCCAAGACUGCUAUGCCCAAGUGAGCCAUGCCCACGUCUCCUUUUCUGGGGAGCUCAGCGUCCUGUAUAACUCUUUUGCUGAGCCCAUGGAAAAGCCCAUUUUAAAGAACUUAAACAAAAUGCUCUGUCCCAUCAUCACAAAUGAGGUAGAAGCUCUGAAAACCAACCUCAGCAUGCUGGAGGUUUUAACCAAGAUUGACAACUAUACUGUGCUGGACUAUUCCCUAAUCAGUUCUCCAGAAGUUACUGAGAAUCACAUUGACCUGAACUUGAAGGGCGUUUUCUACCCCCUGGAAGACCUUGCCGACCCCCCUUUCUCACCAGUUCCCUUCGAGCUCCCCACGCGCAGUGACUCAAUGCUCUACAUCGGAAUCUCCGAGUAUUUCCUGAAAUCUGCUUCCUUCGCUCAUUUUGCUGCUGGGGCUUUCAAUGUCACUCUGUCCACCGAAGAGAUUUCUAAACAUUUGGUUCAGAAUUCUCAAGGCGUCGGCAACCUGCUCUCCCGGAUUGCAGAGAUCUACAUCCUGUCCCAGCCCUUCAUGGUACGGAUCAUGGCCACUAAGCCCCCUGUCAUCAACCUGCUGCCGGGUAACUUCACCCUGGACAUCCCUGCCUCCAUCAUGCUGCUCACCAAGUUCGAGAACUCUACCGCGGAAACCAUCGUUUCCAUGGACUUCGUUGCCAGUACCAGCGUUGGCCUGGCUAUUUUGGGACAAAGGCUGAUCUGCUCCUUGUCUCUGAACAGGUUCCGCCUGUCUUUGCCAGAGUCCAAUCACAGUAAUGUUGAGGUCUUGAGGUUUGAAAAUGUUCUGUCCUCCAUUCUCCACUUUGGUGUCCUCCCACUGGCCAACGCAAAAUUGCAGCAAGGAUUUCCUCUGCCCAACCCGCAUAAUCUCUCAUUGGUCAAUUCAGAUAUUGAAGUUUUCAAGGGUUUCCUAUUGAUUUCUACGGACCUGAAAUCUGAAACAUCCUCCAAGCAGCAGCCUGGUUUCUAUGGUUGGGAAGGUCUGGACCCAAGAAACUGGCAGUGGAGAGGGAAACCUGCCGCAUGAUAGCCUGUGUGGAGUCCACUCCAGGAAGUAAACGGGCCUUAAGCCCACAGCUACUGAAAACACAGAGAGGGUAGACAAUGCACAAUGGAAUUUUAAAGUCAUGGUGAAUUGCAUGAUAUAAAUGGGCCUUAAGCCCACAGCUACUGUAAAC